Molecule: messenger RNA, 2993 nt
Organism: Meleagris gallopavo (turkey)
Lineage: Eukaryota; Metazoa; Chordata; Aves; Galliformes; Phasianidae
Source: RefSeq, a predicted model, not a curated record
UUCCCCUCCCUGCUUGAAGUUGUUUUUUUCCAGGCAGGAAGAGCUGGAGGCUCUGGAGGGUGGACGGAGCUAUGCCCAUGUCCCCUGUCCACUCGGGACCAAAGCUGUGGGUGGGUGCCAGCCAUGGGCACCACUGGGUGCUGGGAAGAUGGGGCUGUGAGAUGGGUGUGCAUGGCCCUGUGCUGGCCGUGGCGUGGCACCUGGAGCUCUGCCACCUGGUGUGGCUGUGGAGGGGGGACAGCAGCCUUAGGGUCCCCUGGGGACUGUGUCAUGGUUUACAUAUUCUGUACCAGCUUGGGGGUGAGUCCCUGCUCCCUGGGGUUCUUUGCAAGGCCUUGAGAUGAUGCAGUCCUAUAGAAGGAAAGGUCUUUUUGUCUUUCUGUCCAUAUUUGCCCCUUCGAGCAUCCUGCGGCCCCCACAGCACGCAGCUUUGUUGCCCUCCAGUGAAGGUGCUGGGCGGAGGGCAGCGCCGUGCCCCAGCUCUGUGCUGGCUGCGGGGGGAAAACGCUGCAUCUCUCACAGCGCAGACAGCCUGACUCCAUCUGAUCGAUCGGGCAGCGCUGGAGGGACGAGGCCGGUCCCGUGCUCUGAGCUCGUGGGCAGACUGCAUCCCGCCUGGCUGCAGGGCCGGGGGCUGCUCACGUGCAGGGGGCUGGUGGGUGACCCCUCUGCUUUUGCAGGUGCCGCCAAGACCGAGAACGACAGGCGGCUGAGCGUGCAGUACAAACCAGGUGAUGAGUGCCCCGACAACGUCUUCUUCCCCAGCACGCGGCCACCACACCUGGAGGAGCUGCACAACCAGGCCCGCGAGGGGCUCAAAUCCCUGCAGCACCAAGAGAAGCAGAAGCAGACCAAAAGUGCCUGGGACCAAGGGGACACCAACAGCCUCCAGUCCUGUGCGUUGUCGGAGGAUGACAGUGUGUCCUUACGGAGCCGGGCAGCCUCCUGCAUCACCGACAGCGCCUCUGAGGACGCCCUCUCCAUCCGCUCUGAGAUGAUCCAGCGGAAAGGUUCCACAUUCCGACCACACGAUUCCUUCUCCAAAUCUUCAGAGAAGGCUGGCAGGAAGAGGAAAGAGAGGAGGACAACAGUGCUGGGCAUCCCCCAGCACGUCCAGAAGGAGCUGGGUCUCAGGAACAGCCGGGAGAUCAGGGAACGUCCCACAGAUGGGCACGUGGGCAGCCGGGCACCGCAGCCCCUGCUGAACGGCGGCCAGGUCUCCGGUGACGCCAUCCGUAUUCCCACCAUCGAUGGGAACCUGCCACCACUGGACGUUCCCAGGGGUGCCCGUGUGCGCCUGGGAGCCUUGGAGGAAACAGACACGGCCCUGCAGAAGCACAUUGACCGGGUUUACUAUGAUGACACGUUGCUGGGAAGGAAAACGUCAGCCAAGCUGUCGCCCAUGGUGAGGCCGAAGUCGUUGGCCGUGCCAGGCAUGACCACCAGCGCCAGCCCCCCGGAUCUGCUGAGCCCCGUCAUGUCCAUCUCACCUCAGGGCACCUACAUGUCCAAGAUCAUCCCCAACGCCAUCCUGCCACCUAUGGUGGACGUGGUGGCCCUGACGAGGAGCAGCGUGCGGACAUUGAGCCGCUGCAGCCUGGUGUCGUCCAGCCCGGCCUCGGUGCGCUCUCUCACCCGUUUCUCAGAGCGCAGCACCCGCAGCCGUGAGCCCUCUUCCUCCAGCGACAACUGGAGCCACUCGCAGUCCACCGAGACCAUUGUCUCCAAUAGCUCCACCAUCUCCUCGCAGGGCGGCUCCGACCGCCGGCAGGCUGAGGCUGGGCUGUGCAGCGAAGCCGACACCGCGCGACGCUCUGACACCGAUCAGAUCAGUGUGUACAGCUCUGCCAGCUUUGCCAGCGCCUGCUCCAAGCCUGCCGUGGCUGCAGUGCGCACAGCACACGGGCUGCUGGCCGUGGGGCCUCGCAGUGUGGGCGGCAGCAGCGGCCGCACAUCCCCCGCCUUCAGCACCAGCAGCCAGGCUGAGGGCUCGGACACGGGCAGCCUGGCGAGCGAGCGCUCCUCGGCACGCAGCGUCUCCCUCAGGAAGAUGAAGAAGCCCCCGGCACCCCCUCGCAGGACAUUCUCGCUGUACCAAAAGGCGGAGGGGGAGCACAAGGUGCUGGGGCUGCCCCCCAAGCCCAACCGGCGGCCACAGCAGGCGAGCGAUGUGCCCUGGUCCCCGCACCCUGAGCCCUUCAGCCCGACGGUUGAGGAUGAAGUCUUCUCCUCGCUGUCGCUGAGUGAGACCAGCAGCGUCCGCUCUGAGAGCUUGGCUGGGACCAACUCCCCCAAGACCUCACGGGGCAGCCCUGGUGAGCGGGGAAUAACGGUGGUGCUGAGGGAACCCUCAGCUCAGCCCAAGUGGAGCUGCCCGGAUGGCUCUGACCGCACCAUGUCACCCUCCAGUGGAUAUUCCAGCCAGAGCGGGACGCCCACACUGCCUACCAAGGGGCUGGGACCCCCGGCCGCAUCCCCAGGCAGGGUCCAGCCCCAGAAGCCGGACCGGGUCUGCUCCUUACAGUCCCCCGCGCUGUCCGUCUCCUCCUCCCUCACCUCUAUCUCCUCCUCUGCCUCAGACCCAGUGCCCUCUGAGACACCGCACUGCGUGCAAAGCCGUUCGGAUAGGUUUGUCAUCCCGCCGCAUCCCAAGGUGCCCGCUCCCUUUUCCCCUCCGCCCACCAAGCCCCAGAUACCUACCUGCCCCCCGCCGGCCCUCUCACCCCUUCACUGGACCCGUUGGUGCCCAGCGCCGCAGGGCAGGAGCCCUCCACCAAACCCAGCACCAAAUCACCACCGCCAUCACCACCGCCCGCCUACCACCCGCCUCCUCCACCGGCCAAGAAGGCAGAGGUGAGCCCCGAAACUGCCUGCGAGGCCCCCACGGAGGCUACCUGGCCCCCACCGCCCCCCCCGGCCCCUGAGGAGCACGACAUGUCCAUGGCAGACUUCCCCCCUCCAGACGAAGCCUGUUUCUCCAGCCUGCCCCCGCC